Salvelinus sp. IW2-2015 is the source of this 1488-nucleotide messenger RNA. Its product is annotated as serine/threonine-protein kinase SBK2-like. NCBI's taxonomy places the organism in Eukaryota, Metazoa, Chordata, Actinopteri, Salmoniformes, Salmonidae. The record is from RefSeq and is a predicted model, not a curated record. Gene Ontology annotation, molecular function: ATP binding; protein serine/threonine kinase activity. Gene Ontology annotation, biological process: peptidyl-serine phosphorylation; peptidyl-threonine phosphorylation.
UACAUUUUAUGGUAAUCCCUGAGGUCGCUGGACAUCCUGUAACAGUACAUUUUAUGGUGACACUGAACCAUAUCCACCCAAGCAUACAUGUAUCAGCGAGUUGAUCAAUCAAUCAAUCAUUCAAUUGAUAAAUUAAAAUGUAUUUAUAUUGCAUAUGUCAUAAAGUGCUUAGUAUUUAUUCCCACUGCUCGUUGACCAUUUUCAGUGUUGGUUGGUUAUUCACCAUGCAACGCGGUAGCCUACAAGCCUAGUCAAUUCCUGCUAGUGUAACAAGAUAUUGGAAAUGAAAUAUCAACUCCUUCUCCCUAUUUGACCAUGUUUCCUUGUUUUCUCUGUCAGGCUGCAGCUCAGGAACUGGACGAGCUAUGUUUCCUCUCAGCCCAGUCCAUGUCCACUCUGGAGACCUCCGACCACUUCCAGAUGGUCAAGCUGCUGGGAGAGGGAUCCUACGGCAAGGUCAUGCUGGCCGUCCACAAGAAGAGAGGMACUCCCAUGGCUCUGAAGUUCUUCCCCCGCCAGUCCACAYCCCUCUUCUCUUUCCUGCGUGAAUACAACCUCUCCCUUUCUUAUUGCRCUCAUCCCUCUCUCACCCGGGCCCUGGGUAUCUUCUUCUCCACCCCCUGCWACUACGUCUUCGCCCAGCAGGCUGGUCUCUAUGGAGACCUCUACAGUGUCAUCGUGUCAGAGGUGGGUGUAGAUGAAGAGUGUGUCCAGAGGGUGAUGUCUCAGCUGAGUGGUGCCGUCUCAUACCUCCACUCCAUGGGCUUCGYCCACCGGGACAUCAAACCAGAGAACAUCUUCCUGUGUGACCGCGCCUGUCGCUGGGUCAAACUGGGUGACUUCGGCCUGGCCCGCCCCACUGGCUGCACCGUCCGCGCCGUCUGGUACGACUCGCCCUUCUGCACGCCUGAGGUGGAGCAGGCCAAAGAAUCUGAGAAAGUGAGGGAGCAGAGAGAGGAGGAUGGAGAGGAGGAGGAGAACAUUUGGAUCACAGUGGAGACCACUAUAGACAGCUGGGCCCUGGGCGUGCUGGUCUACUGCCUGYUGACGGGAUGCUUUCCCUGGGAAGAGACAACCCACGACGACCCCGCCUACCGGAGGUACAAGGAGUGGUACGACCGCGAGACGGAGAGGGAGGAAAGGAGCGAGGGACUGAGAGGGGARRAGGAAGUAAUUUGGUGCGAAGRUGAAAGKGAAAAGRACAAUAUCYUGAKCCUGGAGAAGAAUCAGAAGUCRAACCCURUGGCCCCACAGUUUGAAGGCUUCAGCCCACUGGUGAUGUCUCUUUUCAGGGAGCUGCUUAACCCACAGCCCAGGCUUCGAGGAGGCCCUGACGAGAUCCUCAGCUACCUGGGUGGGCCYUGGUUGAUGGARACGGAGAGAGAGGAGAAGAGGAAAGCAGAGGAGGUAGAGAAGGAGGCCAGGAAAAUAAGAGAGGCAGGAACGGUGGAGGAAGGGAGGGAGAGGGAGGGAAGAGGGGAGAGAUAA